GCAGGCGCGGUGGUCACCUCGCCGUCGCCGGGCUCCGUCGCCCGCGCGGCUUCGCCUUCUCGGCGUGCGAGGCGGCCGCCCGGCGGUCCUGCGGGGUUCCGUGUUGCCGCUGCGGGCCGUGGGGCCGCGGCCAUGUCCCGAAAGCAGGCGGCCAAGAGCCGGCCGGGCAGCGGCAGCCGGAAAGCCGAGGCCGAGCGCAAGCGGGACGAGCGGGCGGCGCGCCGGGCCCUGGCCAAGGAGCGGCGGAACCGGCCGGAGUCCGGCGGCGGCUGCGAGGAGGAGUUCGUCAGCUUCGCCAACCAGCUGCAGGCCCUGGGGCUGAAGCUGCGGGAGGUGCCGGGGGACGGCAAUUGCCUGUUCAGAGCUCUUGGUGAUCAGUUGGAGGGACACUCACGAAAUCAUCUCAAGCACCGACAAGAGACCGUGGACUACAUGAUACAGCAGCGGGAAGAUUUUGAGCCCUUUGUAGAAGAUGACAUUCCUUUUGAGAAACAUGUGGCCAGUUUGGCAAAGUCUGGUACAUUUGCUGGCAAUGAUGCAAUUGUCGCCUUUGCAAGAAAUCAUCAAUUGAAUGUGGUGAUUCAUCAACUUAACGCCCCUUUGUGGCAGAUCCGUGGUACAGACAAAAGCAACGUGCGGGAGUUACACAUUGCCUAUCGGUAUGGAGAGCACUAUGACAGUGUGCGGAGGAUCAACGACAACUCAGAAGCACCUGCACAUCUCCAGACCGAUUUUCAGAUGCUUCAUCAAGAUGAAUCAAAUAAAAGAGAAAAGAUCAAGACAAAAGGAGUGGACUUUGAAGAUGACCUGAGAGAUGAAGUAGAAGAUGCUGUCCAGAAAGUGUGCAGUGCAACUGGAUGUUCAGAUUUUGAUUUGAUAGUCCAGAACCUGGAAGCUGAAAACUAUAAUAUUGAAUCUGCAAUAAUUGCCAUGCUUCAGAUGAACCAGGGGAAAAGAAAUAAUGCAGAGGAGAACCUCGAGUCCAGUGGCCGAGUACUGAAACAGUAUGGCCCUUUAUGGGAGGAGGGUGGCAGUGACACCAGAGGCUUUGGAAACCAGGGCUUAAAUGAAGGCAGGACUGAAAACAAUAAGGCGCGGGCCAGCCCAAGUGAAGAAAACAAAGCAAAUAAAAACCAGCUCCCAAAGGUCACAAACAAACAGAGGAAAGAGCAGCAGCGACUAGAGAAGAAGAAACGACAGGAGGAGAGGCACCGUCACAAAGCCCUGGAGAGCAGGAGCAACCAUAGGGACAACAGAAGUGAAGCAGAUGCGAACACGCAGGUCACCUUGGUGAAGACCUUCGCUGCUCUCAACAUCUGACUCUGGCCCUCUGGGAGUCGCAGGCGUGGAUGGAAAAUGGACCGCUGCGUACCAGGCUUUCCAGUGAGGCCGUCCUCGACAGGAUGAGACACAGCCUGCGGAAUCCACACGGAGGCUUGCACUCUGAGUUAAUUUCCUUCAAGCUGCCUCUUUUUUGUUCAAAGUUUUGUUAGUGAUGUGUUUUAUUUUAUGAAAGUGCAGUGAAGCCAUUCAUGUUCUGUAAUUAAAAUAUCGAGUUUUAGAGGUGGAUAGUUGGGUCAGGAAAAACCUUUUAAGUGUGGUUUUAUUUCCCCUAAACAUCAGAGUUAAGUGACGCUGGAGCUUUCCUUAACACUUGUGGUGAGUUUUGUUGUAAUUGUUCAUGAAGUCGUUUAGAUUAGUUGCUAGAAAUUCAGAAUGACAAGUUUCUCUUUCAUUUUCAAAUAGAUAUUGAUACACAGGAUGGUUUAUAAGCAAUCUCCAACUCAGGAACCUGUUUAGAUUUAAUUUUCUUCUAAACCAAAUUAAUCAGAAAAUAAUUCAGGAAGUGUUUUCCCAAAGUAAUAUGAUAUGAGGCUGUGGCCUGUAGUCAGGGGGGAAACUAAACAACUGUGUUCCUCUCCUUACUGAUUCUGAUGUUAUUUCAGGUAGGAUGCACGUGCUGUUGGUCCGUUGCCCUCAAGCCAUGUGAUAAAUGCGCCUGACUGUUAAUUAGGCCUGGGCUUUGCUGGAAAAUAAAGAGCGUUGUUGAGUUUUUGGUAGUUGUCUUUGACAAUGAGGAGACGGUAUGUUACUGCUCACAUGGUUCUGGGAUUCUGAUAGAAUGGAGAGCAGAAGCCCUAGUUGCAAAGGGAGGAAGCAAGGGAUUUCUGAAUUUUUGUCUAGGAAGAGUCUGAAGAGUUACUGGAUUUUGUAGGGGAAGGAUGUCUGGAAGAAUAUCUCAGGUGUUUCGUGUUUGCAUGUGAAGUAACUAUUUUCUUCCCUACUAUCCUAGACUCAGAAAGAUGCCUUCGGAGAAGUAAAAGGUAACGUGGUCUGUUGUUAAAUUUUCUUACUAUUGUGAAAAUGAAAACUCAUAAAAUGCUGUGUUUAUUUCUUUUUUUUGAGCUGCUGUUUGGGAUUUUGAUGUUGGAAAAACUCUCCAGCAUCUGACAGUUGUCGAUGACUUAGGUCAGACCUACAGGGCAGAGAACAUGCUUGGGCUGAGGCCUUUGAAUGACUCCGCUCUGGAGUUCUGAAACGGACAGAUGUGGGCAGUGGAGAGAUGUUGUUCCUGAAACCGAGUUAGCGGAUGUGCCGUCUCCUGAGUGAAGUGGCCAGUCUGGGACAGUCUUUGCUGUUUGGGGACCUGAUAUGUGGAUGAUUAAUAUAUGCUGAAUCAAAAGGCAAAUUCUCUCUCCCGCCACUCAAGUUUCAAAAUUAUGAAAGUUCUGAGGUGAAGGGAAAACUAUGAAAAAGUUUUGACUUGUAGAUGUGUCGUUGUCUGGGCUGGCCCUGGAUCAUUGGGUUGUCUCUAUUAGCAGGCACUUUGCUUUCUUCUGUUUUGAUAAUGUACUUUAAUUUUUGUCUGUUUGAAUUGGUGACUUUUUGUGGUUGGAUUAUCAGUAGUCUCUUGGAAUUGCUCCCAGGACAUGGUGCUUUGGGCUUCUUCCUGGUACAGUACAUUGUAAUAGUUAGCAGAUUUGGAAACUGCACAGCACUUUUUCUUUGCACAUCCCAGAGUUCUGAGUUUGAGGCUCGAGCAGUCAGUCCAAACGUGGGAAGGGUCCGCGUUGCCUUGCUGUCUCCGAAGGAGUGAGGGCCACUGCCUCAGGAUCUCCUGUUCUCUUGGCUUUCAGCUCUGGGCAGAUCCUGUGGCUGAGCUUCUCUAAGGAACACUCUUUCUUGUCUGUCUGUGCUGCGAGAGUGCAGCAGCCCAGAUCCUCUCAGAAAGAUCAAGAUUGUGCAUCAGAAAUUGAGCAGAAUUAGGAGUCAGAAAUAGCUUAAGGGAGUCCCAUUGUCAGAAAUAGUAGAAUUGCUUUAGUUACUUGGUGAAUGAAGGUGGCCUUAGGCCCUUUUGGGUUUUAGAAGUUUUAUAAGUUGUUAAAGUUAUUAAAGAAUAUUGGGCACAUUUAUUUAUAAAUUACCUAAUUCUGAUAACAGACCAGCAUUUCUAGGGUAAAAUAAUAGUGGUUUUAAAAACUAAUCAAAUAGCUUCAGUAAUUUUCUUUUGUUUCCAUUUCAUGGUUUUCUAGUUACAAUUGAUCUGUGUUCAGUAUGUUAAUUAUUAGAAAUGGGGUGUAUGUGUCCAACUUUAGUGCUGUCUUCUAGCUAGGGUUGAGUUUAGACUUCACUGCCUCAGUCUCAGCGAAGUAGGAGGUAGAUGGAAUCCAUAUACUUGGCUGCCUUGCUAAGCACUUGAAAAGUAGUCCACUGGCAGCCACAGUGGGGGCCCCGUGCAUUUAGUUCUGGGAUGGCUGUUGUCAGUGCCUGUCCCCUAGUGCAGGCGCUCAUGUGACUCCGCGUUAGGAAGCGAAUCUUCCUUCCCCUCUGUGUUGUUCCUUGGCUGUUAGAGGUUUGUGUUACAUGGGAUUGUCUUGGUAUCUUUCAGUGAGGCCGGGAGGAAAGGGCUGGGGCAGUGGUCCUAGCUGCUUACUAGUCUCGUAAACUGUAUAUAGAGGUUUUAUGGAUUUUAAAAAAAGAUUUUUUAAAUGUCCAAAUAAGAAAUAAAAGUUUAGUGGCAACAGCUUUGUACUAGAGAGGUAGAUGUAUUAAAACAACGUAGAACCACAACUUCUAAAUAGUAUAGUUGCCACCAAUUAGAGAAUAGAAUGUGUAUGUAUAUUUAAUUUUUCAAUAACAUGAACAUGUCCUUUCAGGAGCAAAGUCUGGUUGAGGAAUUGUGGCAGAAAGAAGGAUUUUAGUUUAGUUGAGGUUGUCUCUCGUUUCUUUUAUGAACUGUAAGAACGCUUCCAAACCCGUUUUGAUUCCGAGGGCUUGUGAAGUGGGCUCUCCCUGUGGGGCAGCUUGAGCUGGACUCGGAGGGAACAUUUGUGUCGGAAAUUUAUAAUGCCCUGCCCCGCGUCCCUGGGGAGCUUUCACUGUGUGAGGUGGGAGGGGCCGUGUUAAGUGGGGGUUGCUCACAUGUUAAGUAGGUAGGUAUCACGUGGACUUUGGCCUUGACCUGUACUCGCAGUGAGUCCCUGUCGACAAUGUGCACUUUCUCUCGUUCUGAGAAACUACACACUCUGCCUGGGUUUUACUGGGUCAACAGAGAAUGCUGUCCGUUUACCUCUGUGGAACGUUCACCUUGAGUAUGCAGUCGGUUAAAGGAAGCUGGGAUUCCUAGUCAGAGCUGCCCAAGUCACCCUGACCUGCGGCGUCCUGGUGGGCGGGCUGGGAAUGGAGCGUCUCGGUUUCAGUGUGUCACAUCUGUGGCCCUCCCCGACUCCCGUUUUGGGUAGAUGCAUAGCUCUUCGCCUUUUUACCUCCAGGCUCUGUCUGUCUGUGGCAAACCGUUAGACUCGGAGUCUGAUGCUGUCUUUCUGUCCUGCUGGCCUCAUUGUUCGCUGUCCUUCAUCUCAGCUUUCAGAACAGGUGCUGCUAAAACUCUGGGGCCUUCCAGCAGUUGUUCUGAGGUGAUUUAAUGAUGGCACUUUUUGCAAGGUGUGUGUUCCUGACUGAAGCAAAUUGUGUGUUUCCACUGGUAUCGUUGAGGAUCUAGAUGGCAUAUUUAAAUGAUAACACAUCUUCUGCCGUCACAGAUUAGAGGGGGAUGUGGAUAACUGGCUUCGAGUGGAGAUAGCGAGCCCCAGUCUGAAAGCACUUGUGCAAUGUGGAACUUGAAACAUGUGCCGCAGAGCCUGGCCCUGGGGAAGAGCUGGGCCUUGUGUACUGCCUGGCCCUGUUGUGUCCCAAGGUCCAGUCCCUGUGAAACCCUCAGGCUCUUAACCAUUUCUUCCAAGGGAUUACUUUCCGGAGUCUCUCUAUCCUAAUUAGGAUGACUUUGUAGCUUGAUUAAAAUGCUUAGCAUCCUUGCCAAGUUACUUGAGAAGGGGCUGAUACCAGUAAAGAGUAUAUUUCUGUAAAAGCAGGAGCUUCUGCGUGGUGUCUUUAUUGGAAGCAGAACAUACCAGUGAUACAGAACUUCCGCUCACUGUGCUGACGGUCGUGGAGUGUAAUGAUCACUGUAUGAAACUUCUGUGGUCUGCCCCUAGUCCUUUGCAUGUCAGCCUCCAGCAGGUUGCUGUUGCCAGCCGUCCAUGACAAUCAUUUGAGCUCAUUCAGAGACCUUAGCCUGUGAUUUGAUCCCCUGGCAGGUCCUUCGACCAAAACUUGGGGAAUGCUGGUGUGGGGCUCCUCAUAUCUUCUCACUCUCACUUUUCAUUUUCCAUAGUGGAAAGGGCCCUUGGCCUCCCUGGCUGCCCUUCCAGCAUCCUCCACCAGCACUGAGCUCAGUGGGAAGAAGAAAAGAGCCAGGAGUUGGACUUGAAACCUAUGUGUUCCUCUUGCUGAUGUACAAGUGCUGGUGGGCGUCAGCCGCCUUUAUGAAGGAGGGCAGGUGUGGCUGUGGAGAACAUAGGGGCCUUCACAGGCUCAGGAACCUUCUCUUUUUUUUUUUCUAAUUGCACUAUACUUGUUCUAGCUUCAGUCUGGAGAUAUUUCAGACCUCCAUGGGCUCAUGAUCCAUAGACUUAGCAAGUCUUGCCUUAUCUGUGGAGCUCGAUGGGGAGAAAUGUGGCCCUCGUCGAUGUCCGUAGGUCAUUUCCUCUAGCGUGUUUCUUUCCACAGAGUGUGUUGAUCUGAACCAUUUUGUUUUUUAUUUACCAAAGUACUGUACUUGGCUAUUUGCAGUGUUUUCAAAACCAAAUGUUUCUUUUUUUUGUGUUUUUAACCUUCAAUACUUGGUGCAAUAGAAGCUGCAAAGAUGUGCCACUUUAUCUAUGAAAUGGAGUUUUGUAUGACAAUAAAUUCUAGUUUAAAGACAGA
Messenger RNA from Equus caballus (horse), 6267 nucleotides. It is a transcript of the gene OTUD3, whose product is annotated as OTU deubiquitinase 3. The record is from RefSeq and is a predicted model, not a curated record. Gene Ontology annotation, biological process: protein K6-linked deubiquitination; protein stabilization; protein K48-linked deubiquitination. NCBI's taxonomy places the organism in Eukaryota, Metazoa, Chordata, Mammalia, Perissodactyla, Equidae. Gene Ontology annotation, molecular function: cysteine-type deubiquitinase activity.